AUGGCGCUGCCCCUCUCCGUGCCCGCAGCCGUGGCAGCAUUGGCGACCCUGGCCGCCCUCCUUCUUGUCCUGGUAUGUAUGAUUGCUCAUGUAACUGCCAGAAAAAUGCCAACCCUUCACCGACAUGAAGAAGAGAAAUACUUUGUAAAUGCUGAAGGCAGGAAAGAAUCUGUACCAAGUAUACAUGAUCCCCCUGCAAAGGAGCUCUCUGUUGUUGUGCCUUCUUACAAUGAAGAAGACCGGUUACCUCUUAUGAUGGAUGAAGCUUUGGAUUAUCUAGAAAAAAGACAGAAACGAGAUGCUUCAUUCACUUACGAAGUAAUAGUGGUUAAUGAUGGUAGCAAAGAUCAAACUGAAAAGGUUGCAAUGAAGUACUGCAAGAAAUAUGGAAGUGACAAAGUGCGAGUGCUUUCUUUGGUAAAAAAUCGAGGGAAAGGAGGAGCAGUCAGGAUGGGUGUCUUUAGUUCUCGGGGGAGAAAAAUUCUUAUGGCUGAUGCAGAUGGAGCUACAAAAUUUGCAGAUAUUGAAAAAGUAGAAGAAGGUCUAAAAAGUCUUCAACCAUGGCCUAACCAGAUGGCUAUUUCCUGUGGUUCUAGAGCUCAUCUGGAGAAGGACUCAAUAGCAAAGCGCUCUUACUUUAGAACUCUUCUUAUGUAUGGGUUCCACUUCCUUGUGUGGUUUCUCUGUGUCAAAGAGAUCAGGGACACGCAGUGUGGAUUUAAACUUUUCACCAGAGAAGCAGCCUUGCGGACCUUCUCUACUCUUCAUAUAGAACGCUGGGCGUUUGAUGUGGAACUGCUUUAUAUAGCUCAGUGCUUGAGAAUACCUAUAGCAGAAGUUGCUGUCAACUGGACUGAAAUUGAAGGUUCUAAGUUAGUUCCCUUUUGGAGCUGGCUGCAGAUGGGCAGAGAUCUCCUUUUUAUACGACUGCGAUAUAUGACUGGUGCCUGGCAGAUUGAAACAAGAAAAUGUAAUUAGGUUAUUUACAUUUUCCAAAUAUAUUAUUAUACUUACUGGAACAUGAGAACAGUUUCAAUCAAGUGAAGUGGUGAUGAAAGCUGAGGUAAU
Indicator indicator is the source of this 1068-nucleotide messenger RNA. RefSeq names its product ALG5 dolichyl-phosphate beta-glucosyltransferase (gene ALG5). NCBI's taxonomy places the organism in Eukaryota, Metazoa, Chordata, Aves, Piciformes, Indicatoridae. The record is from RefSeq and is a predicted model, not a curated record. Bases 1 to 978 code for a protein of 325 amino acids. The transcript has 10 exons. Gene Ontology annotation, cellular component: endoplasmic reticulum membrane.